CGUACUUGCAGCCGAAUGCGGCAUCUUCUUGAUAGGCCCAAAUCAGAAACAACGUCCGCGUCGCUAAGAAACGCCCAUUUCCGGGUAUAUCCGCAGUAUGAGGAAUGCUGACGUCAAGUGUCAGCUGUUUCCAUACAACAUGCUCUCAUGCCGGCAGUACGUUUCUUCACAAUAACAUAUAAUGCGAUGAGAAGAGCUAGUCUUCCUAUACAUGGACAACUGUAUAUCACGACUAAGUGUCGGAUCAGGUGGAAGCAGUAAACGGGCUUGACUCCUGUGGUGGAUUUCCACGCCCAGCUGUAUUCGUCUUCAAUCUGAUGAAAUCGUAGUACAGGCGGCCGCUCAGAUAAGUUCUGUCCUCACAUCCAUGGUGGAGAACCUAUCUGAUGGAAAGGAAGGCUGUCAAACAGCUCAACAUGGUCUCCAGGCUGCCCAAGUUUGCUUCCUGUCCCUCAGGCACCACCAUGACUGCCCCUCCCCAAGGAUCUGCCCUCCCGGUUUCCUCCUCAGAGUCUAAAGGUGGACCUCUAGUCAGGCACAAUAAUUUAUCCCGUCUACAAUCCCUAAAUAGGAGAAAGGGUGAAGAGGACAUUGGAAAUAAAGUUCAACACUCUGACAGCUUGGAUGAGGAGAAGAGUAUUACACCAGUGAUUGUGACUAAAAAGCCUUCCACUGCAGUUGCAGUAAAAUGUAAAAGUGCAGUCCCUACUUCACAAAGUAGUUGCCCCAGGAGCAUACCCCAGCCUAGCAAAACUUUUCCCCGCAUGAUUACUCCAAAACGCCUCUCAACAGGGAAACCCUUGUAUAAUGAUAUGGCUUCUCAGAAUGGAGUGAGUGUUGGUAAUGGGCGAUGUGGCUCCACAGGGCCCGGUGUUGGUCAUGUAUCCCAACAAAGAACCCUGCAGAGCAAACUAUCCCUGUCCAACGACAGCAUCAACUCUGACUCUAAAGACAACAUAGUGCGCUCUCAGAGUUUCACCAAUUCCAAGAGGGUAACAUGUCCCACCAACCCACCUAUUACCCGUUCCUUCUCCUUUAACAAAGCUACAGAGCUUGCUAAAGAAAAUCCAAGACCAUUGGCACAGUCUCCAGUAGCUAAAUCAGCCCUCAUACAGCCAAAUACAGUAUUAUCCGAAGAGAAAGUCAAUAAAUAUGGAAUUCAAAAGCCUACCGUUACCACUAGCAGUCAUCUUUUGCAGACAACCACAAUAAAGAAAUCCCUUUUACCCAGCUUUGCAGGUAACAAACCUUCUGCGCUCAGUUAUAAACUUACACGUCCAACACAAACCAAACAUCCCCGCCCUGUUCUCCUUGGAGUUGUCCAAAAAGAUGCAGAAUUGAGUAAAAAUGUCCAAGACACUACAAAGAUAGCAGAAACCAGUUCAGAACCAAGUAGCAACAUUGAAAGUAUUGAAAUUUCCCCAAAUGAGACUUAUUUUGACGCAAAGGAGGCUGAGGGGAGUCUGGGCCCCUCUUUGGAGGAUAUGUCGCUAUCAUCGUCCUCCUCUGUGGAGCACAAUGACACUAGUGAAGAGUACAUGGAUGACUUUGAUAAUCUCGGGAAUGGAGGUGAGACCCUGCUGCUGCCUGUCCUCAGUGAGGGGUUAGACCACUUCGGAACAUGUGAAGAUGACAACGCUCUAAUUAGCAUGUGCAAUGAGGAAUCCAUGAGGAAUGAGGUGACCAGCCUGAACACCUUCUUAUCCGAAACUGUUGACUGGGCAGGGAUGGGCCUCGCAGAUGGCAAAGAUGACUUUGAGCAUGAGACGUUGUCUCCUGUAGGUGAUUUUCCUCAUGGAUCGUCUUUGGACCUGUCACCCUCAGACAGCUCUGGAGGGACGUACAUGUGGGACGAGGAGGGAAUGGAGGCACUGGGAGGCUCUGAACACCCCUGUGGAAGCUUUGACUCUGAUCUCAACAGCAUGGACAUUCUCGACAACCUGGACAAUGUGGAGUCAUGUGACCUGGAGGAAGAUGACCUCAUGCUGGAUUUGGACCUGUCUGAAGAUGCAUCUUUACACAGCGAAACUGAUGGGACAUCUCCUUAUGAAUGCUCUGAAAAAGAUGGCUGGCUAAAUCAGAGGAGAAGACGACAGCAGGUCUGGGGCAGGCGUGAUCAGUUCUGCCGUAAAAACAGAAGUGGCAUUUUGCAGUCGUUUGACGGGCUCAAGGAACAGGGGCUGGAGAGGUCAAGGUCAGACCAUGUGACAUUAGAUGAGUUGACUCUGAAACUCGUGACUCAGGACUGCUCUUCUGUCAAAGAACAGCUACUUCAACUGAAGACACUGCUUCAGAUGGAGACAGAUAGUUCAGUUGAAGAUACUUUAGAGGCUAAUACUCCAUCAUCCACUGACCAAUCUUUACUUGAUCAGAAGGUGGCGCUGCUCCUGAAAGAGGUUCAAGAACUGAGAGAUGAGCUCAGAAGCAAAGAUAGGAUGAUUGCUGAACUUUCCCAGCAGCUGUCUUCUCCAGUAGAGGAUAUGCAGUGCCGCUGCUUGCAGGGUUCAGAGGCUAACAAGGAGUCACCGGAGCACCAGGACAAGAAUACUCAAACCUUUUGGAAGGCACAUAAUCUUCAAAUACUACAGAAUCCCAGAUUCUUACCCAACGAGCUCCAUAACCAUGAAGGACUUUCAAGUCCAACCUCUUCAGAGGCCCCUUGUGACGGUUUGGAUGCCAAGCCUGGUCACCACCCACUGAUGCCCCAGUCCUGCUCUCCAGACCCACAAAGUCCUAUCACUGUUGAGUCUACCCCAAACUGUGCUAUACCAACGGUAACUAUAUCUGCUGAUAGCUCUGCUGCCUUCUCUUCCAGAACUUUUCAGAGCUCUGAUCCUGCUGAGCUUGGCCUCAUGAGCAGCCAGGUUAAAAUCAAUGAGCCAGCAAUCUCACCAGCUUCUGCCAGCUUUUCCUACAAGUUAGAAAGAGGUAUACAAAAACUUCCUUUGAGAAGAAGCAAUUUUUCAACCCUACAACCACCCACUUCUAUUAAGAGAGCUUCGACACUCAUUAAGCCCCAGGAAGUACAACGAGUCGGUGUGUUCACUGGAGCCCUGGGUAGAUUUGGAGCCACAGGUCAAUUCAAAACAAAACAUCAACCUUUAUCAGCUGCCGGAAUGCUUUGCCUCAACCCAACCCGACAAACUACCAUGCACAGCACCACUGCACCAAUAUUUAAUCAACAAAAUCAAGGGUGCAGACAGUCUCUAUUUCUCAGAAACAUAGAAACCAGUUUACCCAGAGCCAGUGCCCCCCUCCAGCCCAAACAUUCCCGCCUUCCUAAGCCAAAGACGAUUUCUUCUCUACCAAACCCUGCUCAGCAAGGUCAAACAACAACCUCCCAGACUCUACCUUCUCGUAUGCUUCCUCAUUUCUAGAUUAGCUUAGCAGGGCUUUGGGCAUCCCACCAGAGUGUAGAAAACCUGCUUCUUAAGACCCUGCUUGUAAAGCACCAGACAAGUAUCAUAGCAGUUAUGCUUACUAUGUACAAACCAUGACAUAAUGCACUAAGUUGUAAGAGACACUACUGUCAACCUUGUACCUAUGCACCUUGCAUAAGAUAUUGCUCCUUUGAUAGAUUAGCAAGUCACCACUUCUCUAUGAUAUCGACCAAAACAAAGUAGAGUGUUAUUAUUGCUCCCACAUGAAUUAUAAUAUUUUUUUUUUUUUUUUUUGGAAUUGCUCUCAUAGAUUCUGUAGAGAGACUUGCUUUUUCCUUUCUUAACUACCACCACGGUAUGUGCACCGCGUGGGCCAUGAUGAAGGGGUGCCCACUGAGAUUUUCAGAGGAGCCAUCUCUUCCAAUUGCUUCUCUACCCAUCUCUCUUUGUACCUUUUGUUCUUUGCCACUAGCAUGAAGAUUGUGUCCUGCUGGAAUUGGCCUCCCACCACCAUACCCAAUGAGAGUAAGUUCUGGAAGCCAAGUUAAUCUUAACAGCAGAAUGAGUUGUAAGGCCGUGAACAUAAUGUAAAAUGAAAAACAAAACAAAGGAACAUAAGCUUAUAUAUUGUGGGAGUUUGAAAUGCAAGGUCACUUUACAAUUAAAAUGAUUUCACCUAGUA
Messenger RNA from Carassius auratus (goldfish), 4062 nucleotides. RefSeq names its product coiled-coil serine-rich protein 2b (gene ccser2b). Gene Ontology annotation, molecular function: microtubule binding. The coding region runs from base 387 to 3377 and encodes 996 amino acids. The transcript is spliced from 10 exons. Gene Ontology annotation, biological process: microtubule bundle formation. The record is from RefSeq and is a predicted model, not a curated record. Gene Ontology annotation, cellular component: microtubule cytoskeleton. Lineage: Eukaryota; Metazoa; Chordata; Actinopteri; Cypriniformes; Cyprinidae.